Malassezia japonica is the source of this 1740-nucleotide messenger RNA. RefSeq lists its product as uncharacterized. The record is from RefSeq and is a predicted model, not a curated record. The transcript is spliced from 4 exons. Gene Ontology annotation, cellular component: membrane; Golgi apparatus. NCBI's taxonomy places the organism in Eukaryota, Fungi, Basidiomycota, Malasseziomycetes, Malasseziales, Malasseziaceae. Gene Ontology annotation, biological process: retrograde transport, endosome to Golgi. Bases 1 to 1740 code for a protein of 579 amino acids.
AUGCACGGCCCUUGGCUGAGGUUGCUCGUAACCUGGGCGCUCUUUGCCCUGCCGGCGUUUGCGUACAUUGUCGGCAUCGAGGAUAGCGAGGGGCUGCGACAGACAUGCAGUGGCAUGUUUGCUGGCAAGAAUACCUCGAUCGAUGUCGUGUUCUACCCCAAGUCCCAAGGGCGCGCGACGGCGCUCGUGUACGAGCUGAACGAGCUCAGUCAUAUCGGAAAGUUUGACCAGGUGCGGCAGCAGUAUGGCCAGAUUUUCAAAACGUACGUGUGCAGCACACAGGCCGUGGAGCACGGAUUGUGCACCGAAAAGGACCUCGGCAACUUUAUUGUCGACGACUCGCGCGGCAAGACGUACACGGUCCAGCAAAAGCAGUUUGACUUUGGCGCAGGGAGCACGACGACCAACGUUUUUUCGUACAAUGUUACUGUCACUGGCUACUACUGUGCCGUGGCCACGUCGCUGAGCCCAGCUGCCGACCCGGCCCAAACGAACCAGCGUCUGAACCAGUUUUCGGGCCACGUCGACUUCCACAACGUGUUUCGCGGUAAUCUUCCGGCGGCAGAGCAUCCCAAGCUCAUGUUUUACGGCCUGAUGACUCUUCUCUAUGUGAUCCUCGGCGCAGUGUGGCUCACGUUUUGUGGCAUUCACCGCGAGCAGAUUGUCACGGUACAGCACUUUAUUUCGGCUACAAUCAUCUUUCUUGUGAUUGAGUUGGCGUGCCAAUGGCUGUAUUAUGCGUAUUACAACAACCACGCAAUCGAUUUUGCACGUUUCCGUGCGGUGGACGGAAGCUCGUCGGUGACGACCACGGCGCGUUUCCUGUUGGUGCUUACGAAUGUGCUGAGUGCGAUGCGCGACAGUCUCUCCUUCUUUCUCCUGCUGAUUGUGUCGAUGGGCUACGGUGUAGUGCGUCCCACUAUUGGCUCAGUCCUGCGCAAGGUGCAGAUUCUCACUGCCUUGCACUUUGUCUUUGGCGUAAUGUACUCCAUCGGCAUUAUUUUGAUUCUGCUCGAGAUGAACGGCAGCUGGAUUUUCCUCUUCAUCUUCCCGCUCGCCGCGACACUCACUACGUUCUUAAUGUGGAUUCUGCACUCGCUCAAGUCGACGAUCCAGUACCUGACCAACCGCAGGCAGACGUACAAGCGCGGUAUGUUCCAGCGCCUGUACUAUAUCCUGAUCGGUGCUGUCGUGGCCAUUAUGGGCUUUUUCUUCUUUUCGUCGUUCUUGGUCGCAAGCAACGGAACGAGCGAGUUGGCGACGACUUCGUGGCAGUACCGUUGGUUCUUGUUGGAUGGGUCGCUGAGUAUCCUCUAUUUUGUCGUCUUUACGUCGAUUGCCUAUGUCUGGCGGCCGACCGGUCAAAACAUGCGUCUCGCGACCUCGGAUGAGCUGGCGACAGACGAGGAAGCGGAUGUGGGCGACUAUGAAGUGCAUACGCUUGGAGGCGAUGACGAGCUCGAUGAUGAUGCAGUCGAAGUUGGAUCGCAGCACCUGAAAGACCUCUCGCACAUCCACGAGACGGAUCAGCACGAGGGCUUGCCGCCGUAUUCGGGCGGCCCAAGUCGCGCUUCUUCGAUGCACAAGGCCAAGGGUGACGACGACGAGCUUGUGUUUGAUGCGGACGAUGCAGAGUAUGCACCCCCGAUGCGUCCGUCGUACGAUGCUGGUGGGAACGAGGUUGAAAGGGAACGGCUACAACUCUCGGACGAUGAAGGCGAUGCACGCAAGAAAGAUUAA